Prosopis cineraria is the source of this 1554-nucleotide messenger RNA. Its product is annotated as protein DJ-1 homolog D-like. The transcript has 5 exons. The record is from RefSeq and is a predicted model, not a curated record. NCBI's taxonomy places the organism in Eukaryota, Viridiplantae, Streptophyta, Magnoliopsida, Fabales, Fabaceae. Bases 108 to 1271 code for a protein of 387 amino acids.
AUGCAUCACCCCACUUCCUUACACUCUUCCAGAGCUUCUCCGCCGUGUCACUGGCCCUUGAAAAGUGAGGCCUUCUUUUGUUCUCCGCAUUCUUAUCGAUACCGACGAUGGCUCAGAAAAGGGUUCUGCUUCUCUGCGGAGAUUACAUGGAAGAUUACGAAACGAUGAUUCCAUUCCAAGCAUUACAAGCCUACGGCGUUUCCGUCGAUGCCGUUUGUCCGGGAAAGAAAGCCGGUGAUGUCUGCCGCACCGCCGUCCACCAGUUGUCUGUUUAUCAGACUUACACUGAGAUUCGAGGUCACAAUUUUCAACUAAAUGCAACGUUUGAUGAAGUCGAAGCCAAAAACUAUGAUGGCUUGAUACUACCGGGUGGAAGGGCGCCUGAGUAUCUUGCUCACGAUCCAAAUGUUUUGAAGUUGGUGACCGAUUUUGCGAGUUCUGGAAAGGUAAUCACUGCGACUUGUCAUGGCCAGUUGAUUCUGGCGGCUGCAGACUCUGUUAAAGGUCGCAAGUGCACGGCAUAUCCUGCAGUUAGACCGGCGCUGGUUGCUGCCGGUGCUCAUUGGGUUGAACCUGAAAGCUUGUCGUCGACUCUGGUUGAUGGUAACCUCAUCACUGCAGCUGCAUAUUUCGGGUUUCCGGAGUUCAUUCAUCAUAUUGUGAAAGCUUUAGGAGGCAACAUAAGUGGCUCGAACAAAAGGAUUUUGCUUCUUUGUGGGGAUUUCAUGGAAGAUUAUGAGGUAGCCGUACCUUUUCAUUCUCUUCAGGCUUUAGGAUGCCAUGUUGAUGCAGUUUGCCCCAAUAAAAAGGCUGGUGAUUCUUGUCCAACUGCCAUUCAUGACUUUGAAGGCGACCAAACUUACAGUGAGAAGCCAGGACAUGACUUUGCUUUAAAUGCUACCUAUGAUGAUGUGGAUGCCUCGGGCUAUGAUGCUCUUGUCAUACCUGGAGGCCGAGCCCCUGAGUAUUUGGCUUUGAAUGAGUCAGUUGUUGCCUUGGUGAAACAUUUCAUGGAAAAGAAGAAGCCAGUGGCAUCUAUCUGCCAUGGGCAACAGAUUUUAGCUGCUGCUGAUGUUCUGAAGGGAAGGAAAUGCACAGCAUACCCGGCUGUGAAGCUUAAUGUAGUUCUAUCAGGAGCAACUUGGUUGGAACCUGAUCCAAUGCACCGAUGCUUCACUGAUGGAAAUUUGGUGACUGGAGCUGCAUGGCCAGGGCAUCCUGAGUUCAUUUCUCAGUUGAUGGUACUACUUGGUAUUCAUGUCUCUUUCUAGUUUUAUUUUUGUAUCAUUGAUGUACUUGGCACCGGCUCUCUUUCUCCUUGUCCCUAUCUUAUGUAUGCAUGUUCAGAUGUCCACAGAGACUUGUGAGUGUGUACUAUGUGAGGCUAACAGUUGGCUUUUGUAUAAUGGAAUAAAGUUGCCGUCUUUCUUUCUAUGUAAUCUGUUACUUUGGCCAGGAGAUUUCUAGGUGGCUAUUUACAUAGUUUGUUACAUAGUUUGCCGAACAAAAUUAUGCAUCUUAGUGUAAAUGUGUCCUGGCCUGUUAGUUUGGUCA